CACAUUCGUUCAACCAUGGGGCAGAGUCGUCCCUCGUCAGUCAUCGCAGCUCCCAAGGCACAGGCUCUCGUGUCAUCAAAGCGGCCGGAGCCCACCUGUCGGCGACGCAGAGUCCCUGGAACACCCUGCACCUUUUGUGCUUUCUGCUCUCCUCACCACCCUCCGCACCAGCCAACCUCUUCUCCGUGUUGCUUGGCUCACCACGGCUCGAAUAAUCUCCUCGCAAAUUCCCUCCUCCCCACGCCACGACCAGAGUCCAAAGCUCCCACCUUUUCCCCGCCGAUUCCGACCCGCCGCGGAAUUCCGCGCACAACCCACACCGCCGAUCCCGAUCCCGAUCCCGCUCCCGGGCUCUUGUGGUGCCGCGAGGAGGCGCCCAGGUUACGUCUGUUCGAUUGGUGUGUAUCUAGUGGGGAGGACACUGUCCGAACUGCCAGCAUGGGGGGUGUAUUUGGGCGGCAUGGCAGCCACAAGCGGAGUUUUCAUGGUUCAAAAUUGGAGGCGAAGAUGGUGGAUGCCAUGCAGCAAAGAGCAUCGCAUGGAUCUUCGCUGAAAUCGUUCUAUAGUAUUAUCAUGCAGUUUCCUAAAAUUGAUCAGAGUUUUAGAAAAUGCAAGACUACCUUCGAGAAAUUUGAUGAAGAUUCUAAUGGCGAAAUAGAUAAAGAAGAACUGAAGCAUUGUUUUCAAAAGCUGGAAAUGCCAUUCACAGAUGAGGAGAUAUCUGAUCUCUUUGAAGCUUGUGAUAUAAAUGAAGAUAUGGGCAUGAAGUUCAAUGAGUUCAUUGUCUUUUUGUGCCUUGUUUAUCUUCUUAAUGAACCAGCUGUAUCAGAAACAAAGAUAAAGAUGGGGUUAGGAAAUCUUGAGGCAACUUUUGAGACCUUGGUUGAUGCAUUUGUCUUCUUGGAUAAGAAUAAAGAUGGGUACGUGAGCAAGGAUGAGAUGAUCCAAGCAAUAAAUGAGACCACGACUGGAGAGCGCUCAUCUGGGCGUAUAGCCAUGAGAAGAUUUGAGGAAAUGGAUUGGGACAAGAAUGGGAUGGUGACCUUCAAGGAAUUUCUGUUUGCAUUCACUCGCUGGGUAGGGAUUGAUGAAAACGAGGACGAAGGCGAAUGAGGACUGUGAAUACUGGUUGUUCUUCAAGUGAUACUGGUUGUACACAAAACCAUCAGCCCCUGAAGAGGCUGGAAAUGAGUAACAGCUAAAAGUAGUAGUUGGUGUUCAUUCGUUGCUUGUUGAUCUUGGUUGUCUACGUUCUUGUUAAUAUAAUGUCUCAGCAUGUUCCUAUUAGAAUGACUUACAUGUCUAUACACAGUUACCAAGUACUAAAGGAAAAAAAACCCCUCUUAUGUCAGUCUUUUGUGUACACAUUCUGAUGUGGGAAAUGUUUGUUCUAUACAAUGGCUUGUACUUUUGCUGAUGGAAUGAGUCCACUUUUAUUUAUUUAUUUUUGUUGUUGAA
Phragmites australis (common reed) is the source of this 1458-nucleotide messenger RNA. Its product is annotated as probable calcium-binding protein CML21. The transcript is spliced from 5 exons. Lineage: Eukaryota; Viridiplantae; Streptophyta; Magnoliopsida; Poales; Poaceae. The coding region runs from base 16 to 1113 and encodes 365 amino acids. Gene Ontology annotation, molecular function: calcium ion binding. The record is from RefSeq and is a predicted model, not a curated record.